Balaenoptera acutorostrata (minke whale) is the source of this 842-nucleotide messenger RNA. RefSeq names its product G0/G1 switch 2 (gene G0S2). Gene Ontology annotation, cellular component: mitochondrion. The transcript has 2 exons. Lineage: Eukaryota; Metazoa; Chordata; Mammalia; Artiodactyla; Balaenopteridae. The record is from RefSeq and is a predicted model, not a curated record. Gene Ontology annotation, biological process: positive regulation of extrinsic apoptotic signaling pathway. The coding region runs from base 166 to 477 and encodes 103 amino acids.
ACCCGCGGCUACCGAAGAAGGGGAGGAGGAGGAGGAGGCGGAGAAGGAGAAGGAGAACGCAGAGCCGCGGAAGCCACGCACACCGCGAUCGCCGACCCGGCUUGCGCUGCCUGCUGCUCGCUCGACGCCCCUAGAUCACUCCCACCCCGAGAGCCCGGAGCCGAGAUGGAAACGGUCCAGGAGCUGAUUCCUCUGGCCAAGGAGCUGAUGGCGCAGAAGCCCAGCCGGAAGCUGGUGAGGCUGUACGUGCUGGGCGGCGUGCUGGCGCUCUUCGGCGCCGUGCUCGGCCUGAUGGAGACCUUGUGCAGCCCCUUCACGGCCGCCGGCCGCCUGCGGGAGCGGGAGGCAGCGGUGGCCGAGCUGCAGGCCGCCCAGGAGCGAAAGGCCAUCCGGGAGCGGGCCCUGCUGGAGAAAAGCAAGCAGCUGGAGGCCGUCCAGGGCUGCCGGGCCCAGACCAACCGGCUGCACGCCUCGUAGGAACCCUGGGGGCCGGCGGAGGGAGGGGGAGAGAGACACACAGAGAGAGGAGGGUGAGGCAGAGCGCGAAGAUCAGGCUCGAGUGGGCGUCUUGUGCUGUUUGGGCUUCUGAGAAGCUACUGACUUUAGAACUGAACUACCACGUGGAUCCACCAAAAGGGGUUUGGGAUUGAGUUUUGCUGCUGUGCAGCACUGCAGGAUGACAUGUCCAAAACCUUCCAGCUAUCUGACUGCAUCCAGCAUUUUGCACUAGGGUGAACGGAGGAGAAAUGCUUUUUAUAUUAUUAUUGUUGUUAUUGUUAUUAUUAUUAUUAUUACAGUGACCACCAUUUUGCAUUUUGAAAUAAAAAACGUUUUGUACUAUA